Messenger RNA from Arachis ipaensis, 1478 nucleotides. The record is from RefSeq and is a predicted model, not a curated record. Lineage: Eukaryota; Viridiplantae; Streptophyta; Magnoliopsida; Fabales; Fabaceae.
CUCUCUCUCUCUCUCUCCAUAUUCUCAUAACCUUUCCUCACAAGUAACAACCGUUCCCUCGCUUUUUCACAUUUCCCUUUCUGCCCUUUGUGGUUUGUUCGUUAUGGCUGAGAAUUUGGACGACGGUGAGUUUUGGCUUCCGCCGCAGUUCCUCGACGACAACGACGACGACGAAACGGCCUCGUUCCCCUCGAACGAAGACUCGCUGUACCACUCUAGUGGCGACGACUUUGUGUUUCCCUUCGGCUCCUCCACCGGGGCCGCUUCCUCUGACCUAAGCUCUCCCAUCAGUGGCUCCAGCGAGACCGAGAGCGACGAGGACGACCAUCUCCACCGAGUCGCCGAGUUGACUCAUCGAGUCGCUCACUCAACUGUGCAGGGCGGUUACGCAUCUGGUUCGCCACAAUCGACGCUAUGCGCCUUCCGGUGCGGGAAUGGGUCGAGCGAGGGAAGUCCUAGCAGCGUUUGCAACCUCUGCUCCGCAAAGGCCACAUGGGAUCUCCUGCACGCGGCUGCAGGGGAAGUCGAAAGGAUGCGCCUCUCCCAACAACAACAACAACAACAGCAAUCACAAUUACCAUCUUACCCCUACAACCCUUCCCCUUCCAUUCCCAACACAGCCGCCGGCGCCAAUUCGGACUUUUCAUUCUACACUCAACAGGCACUCUCCCACCAGAAGCAGUUUCAAAUUGCACAAAUUCAGAUGCUGAGGCAGCAACAGGAAUCAGUGUGGGGUGGUAAAGGUGUUUACCAACGGAGGCAGAGUAACCAAAUGGGAGCAAGAAACAGAGGAGGAAGAAGUGUUAGGCCACUUGGCUUGUCUCCAUCUGCAUGGCCUUCGUUACAUGCUGCCAAGAACCAGAACAAGCACCACAAGCACCAUAAUCAGCAGCAACAGCAGCAGUACGGUUCUGGAAUGAGGGCUGUGUUCCUCACCAACCCUUCCACUACCAGGGAAUGUGCUGGCACUGGCGUCUUCCUCCCCCGUCGUGUUGAUACCCCUGAAACCAAAAAGAAGCCAGCGUUGGAGUUAGUAAAUGCAGGUUUCUGCCUCCAAUUGCUAAUAAAUCUGAAUGUUGAUGACAUGGUGGGGUGCCUGCCGCAUCGAUUCAAUUCCAGUUCAAACAUGGAAGAACAUGUUGUUAGUCCAAGGCUCAGAAGCAAUUAUGUCCAUACGUCUCAGCAGAAGCGCAACACGAGGCCCCAGCACGCACUCAACAGUAACAAUGAAAUCAAGCUGCCGCAGGAGUGGACAUAUUGAAGUUAAAUUCAUAUUCAUCCCUUUUGUUUGUAUGGGGAAAAAUGGAAUAGUAAAUCACUUCUUUUGUUAUUUGGUUUUCGAAUUAGAGGGAUAAAAUCUAGGGUAGGAAAUUGAAAGUGUUUAGAAGGGAAAUGUAGUGUAGUCUUCUUCUACAGGGUAUGUUUGUGAGGUGGGUUAUAGAUAUGAUUUUAUUUUACUAUUAUUUUAUUUUUUUUUU